This is a messenger RNA of Cornus florida, 2328 nucleotides long. RefSeq lists its product as uncharacterized. The transcript is spliced from 7 exons. Gene Ontology annotation, molecular function: zinc ion binding. The record is from RefSeq and is a predicted model, not a curated record. Lineage: Eukaryota; Viridiplantae; Streptophyta; Magnoliopsida; Cornales; Cornaceae. The coding region runs from base 799 to 2013 and encodes 404 amino acids.
GAAGGGUAGAGAGAGAGAGAGAGAGAGAGAGAGAGAGAGAGGGGUUACUUUGAGCCUCAGGGGGAGUGAUGGAGGGAAAAGAAUAGAAAAUGGAGGGAAAAGUGAUAAAUAUCCAUAACUUGAAAUUAAGGAUCAAAAUAGUACAUAACUCAAACCAUUGUUUUUUUUUUUUUUUUCCAUCAAUUUUUUUCUGAAGACAUCAAUUUCAAAUUUCAAGCUACAAAGUAUUACAAAGUAGGAGAGGAGAAAUAAAAAGAAAACCAACAGAAAAUGAAAAGAAGAGAAACUAUUUUCAUGUGUUUGGUUUAGAAGAGUCCUUUUUUACGUUCUUGCAUUCCAAACACAGCAUAAGAUUCGAGAGAGAGAGAGAGAGAGAAAGACGGUGGUGCCUAGCUCUUUCGGAUCAAAUUCAGCUUCUACCGCAGCAUUCUUCCUUCUUCUCAGACGGAUUGGAAUCACUCGAGGAUAGAUUUGAAACAUUUGUUAAAAUCUCCUGCAGAGCUAGCUGAUAAAGUACAUUACACAGUCCAUUUUUAAGAACUGACAACUUAUCAAUUGCAAACAAGAAGUUGUUCCCAGCUAUCGACUCUCAGUACUAUGUCCGAAAAUUCUCCAGUUACUUUUCUGUAUCAACGGAUGAAGCUUCGACAAAUGUAUCAAUGGAAGAAGCAUUUUUGAGUGUAUCAACAGAAGAGGCAUUUUCAAGUGUAUCAUCGGAAGAAGCAUUUUAAAGUGUAUCACUGGAAGAAGCAUUUUUGAGUGUAUCAACAGAGGAAUCUUCGACCACCAGCAGAAACAAUGCCUAGUGGUGGUUGUCUUCCAGUGGCAGCCAAGGAGGAAAUUAUAGUCUCUCUAGAUGAACUUGAAAAUGAAGCUGUUAGAGGGGCACUUGUUUCAAAGUCAGGAUCUAUUGAUAAAUGUGUUGCGGAAGAGUCUGGUUCUGAAGAAGCCCCAGAAAGUGACAUGGACAAAAUGCUAGACUUCUGCUACGUAAAUGAUAGUUGUUCAUCAUCAGAGUCAGAUAUGGAACUUGGUUCAGCCUUUUAUCAGACUGAAGUGGAAGACACUGGUGAAUGCUCCUCUUAUGAUGUAGUGGUCAUGAAGGGCUUGCAGGAUGAUCUUUUGGAAAAAACCAUAUGCAUCUCUACUCUUAAAAGUGAGGGACUGCUUGGAGGAGAUCAGCCCAUCAGGACUCACACUUCUGCUGAAAAUAUGUGUACUAGCAGUGAUAACCGCUGUUUGAAGUCAUGCAAAGUUUGUAAUCAAUCAGAAACCACUUUGAAGAUGCUUAUUUGUGAUCAUUGUGAAGAGGCAUCUCACGCGUCUUGCUGCAACCUUCGUACAACGAAGAUACUGGAUGGCAAGUGGUUCUGUCACUCUUGUUUGAAGAAAAAGCAUAAAAUUUUGAAGGGGAAAACUACCAGUAAAUCACUGAAUAUCAACAGUGAAACGGGCAGAUGUAGAAAGGCAACGUCUGAGGGUGAAUUAGGUCCUAUAGCAUUCAUGUUGAAAGGCUCUGAGCCAUAUAUAACCAGUGUCCAAAUUGGUAAAGAUUUCCAAGCGGAGGUUCCUGACUGGUCGGGUCCAAUUAUUGAUGAUGUCGAUACUAUUGAAUCAUCGCAAAUUAAUCCUUCAGAGCAUGUUAGCUUGCAUGAGUUGAAUCUCAAUAAUUCUUCUAAACUCAGCUCUAUUGGUAAUUGGCUUCAAUGUCAAAACGUUAUAGAUGGGGUGGGAGAUGGUGUCAAUGGAACUAUAUGUGGGAAGUGGCGCAGGGCUCCUCUUUUUGAAGUUCAAACUGAUGCCUGGGAGUGCUUCCGCACUGUUCUUUGGGAUCCAGUCCAUGCUGAUUGUGCUGUACCCCAGGAACUGGAUACGGAUCAAGUUCUAAAGCAUUUAAAGUAUAUAGAGACGUUGAGGCAUCAACUGGCUGCUAAAAGGCGCAAAUUAGGUUGCACCAGAAGUGUUGGUUCACAAUACCUUACAGGGAAUGUGAGAAAUAUACGAACCCAGUAGUUCUUCUUAUCAUGCAAGUACUUAUACGAACCCAAUAUACGAACCCAAGCUCGAGCACUAAAAUUUACUGAGCCAGAUGAUGUUCAUUGUUGUUGCUGGUGUUGGAAAAAAGUUGUGUAGCGCAAUAUAAUUGUUGAAAUAGACAAGCCUGGCCUCUCUGCCUCUUGAACCUGAUUUACCGACUGUCUCUUUCGUUAGCUGAAUCAUGUUUGUUUUCUUCGGCUCUAUUUUCCCUUCUCGUGUUGGCUUGCUGUUGGGUUUCAUUCUGGUGAUGGUUUAAUUGAAAGAUUUUACUACAUUUACCAUGAGGAAAAA